This is a messenger RNA of Stegodyphus dumicola, 2554 nucleotides long. RefSeq names its product acetoacetyl-CoA synthetase-like. Lineage: Eukaryota; Metazoa; Arthropoda; Arachnida; Araneae; Eresidae. Gene Ontology annotation, molecular function: acetoacetate-CoA ligase activity. Gene Ontology annotation, biological process: lipid metabolic process. The record is from RefSeq and is a predicted model, not a curated record.
CAGUUGAUUUAAAGUGCGAGGCACCCACACAUUGCCUGUAAGCUUUUUGACUGAAUUCAGUAGUUAUUUCAAUAUACAAUAUGCCAGUUUCAGUUUCGAAAACCAAAUUACCUUAUUCUGAAGGCAGUUUAGGAGAUGUCAAAGAAAAGAAAACAAAGAGGAGUUUGGCGAAUGGCCUAGGAAGUCGUCCUCCACUGGUGUGGAAUAAAAAAGUGUCGAACACAGAGCUUGAUAAAUUUAAGAAAGUCGUGGAGGAGAAGUUCAAGCUACAUUUCGAUUCCUACUGGGAUUUUCAUAAAUGGUCUGUCGAGAAUUACGCAAAUUUCUGGGAAGAAAUAUGGAAUUAUUUUGGGGUCAUUACGUCCAAACCUUACGAUAAGGUCGUAGUCAAGACAGGCGAUGGUUUCCUGGACAAUGAAUGGUUUCCCGGUGCACUCUUCAAUUACGCGGAAAACAUUCUGAGGAUAAGAGAUGACAGAGUUGCUCUUAUUUACGUUGAGGAGAAUGGGUACGAAGAAACUGUGACUUUUGCUCAGCUAUUCGAAGAAGUCAAACUAUAUGCAGCGGCUUUCAGAAAACAUGGAUUACAAAAAGGAGACAGAGUGGCUUGUUACAUGUCAAACAGAAAGGAAGCACUGUUUACCAUGCUGGCAGCAACAAGCAUCGGUGCAAUCUUUAGUGGACCUCAACCAUAUUAUGGAGCAAGAGCUUCAGCAAAUAUUAUUAACAAGAUGGAACCCAAAUUCUUGAUCAUCGUCGAUCAUCAUGUAGACAAUGGAACAGAUUUCAAUCUUUUGGAAAAUACAAUUGUUAUAGCAAAUAGUUGUUCGACUCUUGAAAAAAUCAUAGUUAUUCCCACUAGAGAAGACACUCUGGCUGAUGGAAUUUCACACAUCCGAAACAGUUGCUUUUUGGAGCAGUUUCUAGAAGUUGGAAGAAAUCCAGAUGGUAGCAUUCCAGAUAUAAUGUUCGAACAGCUUCCCUUCAAUCACCCUAUCUGCAUCAACUUCACUUCUGGUACUACAGGUCUUCCGAAAGGACCAGUACACUCAGCCGGAACAUUGAUCACUCAUUUGGAAAACAUUGCUUUCCACUACAAUUUGACUAGCGGUGAUGUUACUAUGGCACCCUAUGCGGUGGGUUGGAGUCUUUGGGAUAGUCUCGUUCCAUGUCUGGCUCUGGGCAUCAAAAUGCUGCUGUACUGCGGUAGUCCCUAUAUAAUGAAAGAAGGAAUGAAUAUAUGGGAUGUCAUCGCUCGAUACAAAGUCAAAUAUGCUUUUCUGGUAACUAGUAUUGUAGACAAACUGGAGAAACUGAAUAUUGUGCCGAGCCAAAAUUCAAAUUUAGACCAUUUCAAGACGUUGUUUAUCGGUGGCUGUCCUGCCAAAAUUCAAAAUUUUCUGUACAUACAGAACAGGAUUAAAAAGGAUUUAUUCAUGGGUAGCCAAUACGGAGCCACUGAGACAUUUGGAACCUUUUCUGGCUUCGAUUAUAACUUACCUGGCUAUGCUGGCGAAGUUCAGGCCUUCGCUCUGGGAAUGGAUAUCAGGAUUGUUGAUUGCAAUGGCCGCUCUGUCAUCGGUGAAAGAGGAGAACUCGUGGUAGCCACGCCCAGUCCAUCCUUUCCCAUUUGUCUGUGGAAAGAUGUCGAUAACACCAUACUGAAAAACACAUUUCUCAGCAAGUAUCCAGGAGUAUGGUGUCAGAACGAUGAAUGUUGGAUCAAUCCAGAAACAGGGGGACUUGUCGUCAUUGGAAGGAGUGAUGAUACCCUAAUUCAAAACGGGGAGCGAUUUGGAGCUGCGGAUGUUUAUUUUGCUAUCCACGAGAUGGAAGAAAUAAUGGACUACAUAUGCGUGAACCAGAGCAGGAGUGAUGGUGAGUGCAGAGCUGUUCUCUUCGUCAAGUUGAAGCCAGGUUAUGAGUUCACAUCCGACCUCAGGAAAAAGAUCGCCCGAACAAUUGACAGAGAACUGUGGGAGGACUGCGUACCGCAAGUAAUUCUUGAAGUGCCUGACAUACCAUACAACCUGAAUAACAAAAGAAUGGAAAGUGUUGUUCGGAAGAUAGUGGCAACCAAUCAGAUUCCGCAAGUUAAUAACAUAAGGAACCCGGAAAGUCUGAAAUACUUUUGCAACAUUCCAGAAUUGUUGAGUUAUGAAGUCUGAAGAAACAUGCUUGGAUCUGUGCCAUUUUAGUUUGAUUGUUAAGAGAUUUAAAGCUUUCUCACACUAUAUUGGAACUUAUGCACAAUAAUGUCGAUAAUUCUGCAUUCAUAUAUUGGACUUCUCAGCACAAAGAAAAUCAUAGAAUGUAUACGUUCUUUUGUCCAAAAACCUUUUUGUUAAUGCUUGCAAAAAAUAUUUGUCUUUUUAACUUUUGUUUAAAUAAUAUUUAUAUUUUAUGAAUAUAUUUUUAUUUAUUUUCUAUAGAGAGUUUUUUCUGUAAGUUUUUAUUGUUUAUAUUUUAUAAAUAUUUAUCGAAUAAUAGUUAUGAAAAGGUUCGUUAAUAAAAUUGGAAUGUCUGAUAAGUGUAUACCUAAUUUAUUAAUUAA